Messenger RNA from Saccostrea cuccullata (small rock oyster), 1011 nucleotides. RefSeq names its product retinol dehydrogenase 12-like. The record is from RefSeq and is a predicted model, not a curated record. The transcript has 7 exons. Bases 1 to 969 code for a protein of 322 amino acids. NCBI's taxonomy places the organism in Eukaryota, Metazoa, Mollusca, Bivalvia, Ostreida, Ostreidae.
AUGGAUGAUGUAAGGAAUUUUUUAGCACAACACCAAACUCUAAUAGCAGGCGUAGCAGUCACAGGUGUAACACUCGUUGUACUUCGACUGUGGGCGGCAGGUGGGAAAUGUUACAGUAAAGCUCGCCUGGAUGGAAAGACGGUUAUCAUCACAGGAUGUAACACGGGGAUAGGGAAGGAGACCGCUAUCGACCUAGCAGGCAGAGGAGCCAGGGUAAUUAUGGCCUGUCGUGACAAGAGUCGGGGUGAGAGGGCGUUGUUAGACGUCGUUGAGAAGACCGGAAGUAAACAGGUCGUCCUAAAGAUUCUCGAUCUGGCCUCAUUGGAGUCCAUCCGAAAAUUUGCCGACGACAUCAAUAAAUCAGAACCCAGAUUGAAUAUUUUAUUGAACAAUGCUGGAGUUAUGAUGUGUCCAUACAUGAAAACUACUGACGGGUUUGAGAUGCAAUUUGGAACAAAUCAUUUAGGACACUUUCUGCUGACGAAUCUACUGCUGGAUAAAAUAAAGAAAUCUGCCCCCGCUAGGAUUAUCAACGUUUCAUCUCUAGCUCAUACAUUCACCGACAAAAUAAAUUUCGAUGACAUCAACAGUGAGAAAAGCUACGGUCGAAUCCCGGCUUACGCACAGAGCAAACUGGCCAAUGUUCUGUUCUCCAGAGAGCUCAGUAAAAGACUCAAAGGUACUGGCGUAACAGUCAACACUGUACACCCGGGUUCUGUCAUUACUGAGUUGGCUAAAUAUAUUCCUGGAUACAGUAUUGUAUGGCCACUUCUCAUUUUCACGAGCAAAACACCAAGAGAAGGAGCGCAGACAAGUAUUUUCUGUGGAGUUGACGAAAGUUUGAACAACGUUACCGGGAAAUAUUUUAGUGACUGCGCUGUAAAGGAGGAAUCAAAAGCAGCUCAAGAUGACGAGGCAGCAAAGAGACUCUGGGAGGUGUCGGCUCAGAUGGUCGGUCUCAAAGAAUGAGAUACUGGAAAGAGUCAACUCAACUGGACAAAUAAGCCGAGA